Messenger RNA from Rotaria sp. Silwood1, 681 nucleotides. Lineage: Eukaryota; Metazoa; Rotifera; Eurotatoria; Philodinida; Philodinidae. The record is from the annotation of a GenBank genome assembly.
AUGGCUAUAGUUAAUAUUCAAACAGUUAUAGUUUGUGGCUCAUCUAUUGAUAUUUAUUCAUCAUUUGAUCCAAAUCAAAUUGUUAUUUGUCCAUAUGUAUUAAUUGAAAAAGACAAAACACAAUUCAUGAAUAUGAGUAUAUCUUUUGAUAAUUAUGGUCAAAUAAUAAUAGAAUUAAAUCCUCGAAUAAUAUCUACACCAAAACUUUUGAUUAAACUUGAUAAUAAUUCAUUUAUUCUUGCACCAAGUAUUAAUCAAAAUUAUACAUAUUAUCUUUCAUUUUCAUCUGAACUUACAUGUAGAUAUUCAUUAUUAAAUAAUGAAACAAUUUGUUUUUAUUAUUCAAUAGCAACUAAUUUUAUUCAUAUAGAAUAUCAUUAUGAUAAAAUUAAAUAUGACAGUUUCAUAUUAUCAAGUAAAACUCAACAUCGUUUCUAUAUUAUUUUUAUUAUAAUUACUAUGAUUACUAUUAUAUGUGUUUUUGCAACAUAUAUCUUAUAUAAAAAUAGAUUUUCAUUUCGUCACACAGCUGAAUUAGAUGUUAUUAUUGACUCACAAGUGAUGAAACAAGAAGCAGCAACACAACCACCAGAGUUACCAAAAGAUAGUGCUAUUAAACAACCAAUGUUAGCUGAAGAUUUAAUUAUUAAAAAAACAUACGAAUUCAAUAAUAUAAAAUAG